Molecule: messenger RNA, 906 nt
Organism: Hypoxylon fragiforme
Lineage: Eukaryota; Fungi; Ascomycota; Sordariomycetes; Xylariales; Hypoxylaceae
Exons: 1
Coding region: 605-820 (71 amino acids)
Source: RefSeq, a predicted model, not a curated record
GGGGGGGCUAAUAGCAUGCCAAGCAUGAACAUUUCUGCGACAGAUCCGCACGUUGGCGAAACCAAUGCCCUAAAGUUAGUGGACUUUUUGGGGCAACCUAUUUUGUAAAUGCCUGCUGUGUAUUGAUAUAUUCUUGCGUAAAGGGAGAAUCAAAAGUUGAGAAAGGUUGAGAAAUGGAUACCGCUGAUUCGCUCUCGCCGUUUGCGCCCAAGCGCGGACAACGAUCGCCGAGAAUCAGCUGAGGUUUUCCCCGUUUGUUGUUCGCCGCACGCUUGCUUGCGCUUGUGCGGAAAAGUUGCCUGCUGCAUCUAAUGUAUGUAACUAUGUGCCUGGGGUAUGUAUGUAGUGACGAUAGUGUAUGUAUGAGGCAGAUCGCGGCUACAUGGUGUGGUGAAACGGUCUUACACAGGGAACCUGUCAAGAAAGCCGGGGGAGUAUUACAAACAGGCCCUUCCACAGGAACAUCUGGACGUUUCGUACCUGCUUAGAGAAGACGUGUGCGGUGCUGAUUAAGGAAAGGUUGAGGAGGGUAGUCUACCCAAAGUAAGCAGGCGAUCCCGACUUUUGCGAGGACCCUUGCGUUGCGUUGCUUGCUUGCUGCAAGAUGCAUUCCUCGCACCUUGCCUACCUACCUACCUACUUACAUGCAUGGGGGACAUCUGGAUUCUGGUGUGUGUGCUGCUUGCUCGGUGCACAAAGAGGGUUGGCUGUAACGUGGAGUGACACUCGGGAUAACCGAGGAGAAGAAAGGCUACGGCGGGGAGAUCGCGAUUCGUUACCACCUCAUGUGUGUUUUAUAGUAUUCAAUGUUUCCUAUUGACCGGCCGGACUGGUUGGCCCAGGUGUUCUUUCAAAAAAAAAAUUUUCCUAAAAUAAAAAAGAAGGAAAAAGGAACAGGUCUCUCGG